Molecule: messenger RNA, 3452 nt
Organism: Pomacea canaliculata
Lineage: Eukaryota; Metazoa; Mollusca; Gastropoda; Architaenioglossa; Ampullariidae
Product: tubulin delta chain-like
Exons: 6
Coding region: 171-1505 (444 amino acids)
Biological process (GO): microtubule cytoskeleton organization; mitotic cell cycle
Cellular component (GO): cytoplasm; microtubule
Molecular function (GO): GTP binding; structural constituent of cytoskeleton
Source: RefSeq, a predicted model, not a curated record
UCGGCCGAGGCGUAAGGUAACUCUAAAGUAUUUCUCCGAAGUGACACUAUUACUACCAACAAUAAUAGUAUUGAUGAUGGGGACCAUAUUUCUAAUAAGGGAACAUUUAUGAUUAUAGUACUUUUAAAGAAAACUGAUUUUUCAGCUGAAGGCUACAGGGAGAACCAACAAUGUCAAUAAUAACACUGCAGCUGGGGCAAUGUGGCAACCAAGUUGGAGGUCAACUUUUCUCCUUUAUCAUGGAUGAUCUUCAUGCAUCAGUGUCAUCUCUUAACAUCCCACCAAAAGCUAAUGGCGAAUACAUACAUGAGACACAAAAAACAUUUUUCUCAGAACAGAAAAAGUCCCCAGUCCCUGCAGCAAGAGCUGUGAUGGUUGACAUGGAGACCAAAGCUGUUUCACAAACUUUGGCAGAAGCAAAGCGGAGUGGCAGAUGGAUUUAUCCAGAGAAGAAGCAGCUGCUUCAGAAAAGGGGUUCAGGGAACAACUGGGCUCAUGGAUUCUGUAUCAAUGGUCCAGCUGUGCGAGAUGAUAUUCUAGAAAUGGUCCAAGGCGAAGUGGAAAAGUGUGAUCGUCUUGGAGGUUUUUUGUCACUGCUUAGUUUAGCUGGAGGUACAGGAUCAGGUGUUGGGGCCUUUGUUACAGAGAUUCUUAGGGAGGAGUUUCCAUAUGCGUUCAUGAUGAACCAAGUAGUAUGGCCUUACCAAACAGGGGAGAUAAUUGUGCAGAACUACAAUGCAGUGUUGACACUAUCAAACCUUUACCAAACAGCUGAUGCUAUAAUGGUGAUGGAAAACGAUGAACUGCACAAAAUUUGCACACAGCUUUUGGGCAUUAAGAAGAUAUCUUUUAGAGACAUCAACAAAGUCCUUAGUCACAAGCUUGCCAGCUUCCUUUUACCAGCACAGACAAAGGAGUUCCCUUUGGGAAGAGAACUUGGGUGGAAAUUGCAGCACCUAGCGCCACAUCCUGAUCAUAAACUUCUUACGAUUCGCAAUAUCCCUCAAAUGUCAGAAAGAGCACUAGAAUUUAGCACCUACCAAUGGGCGGGGCUGCUUAAACAUCUGCGACAAAUGCUGAUUGCUGAUGCCCCCAUGGAGGAAGGUAUUGACUGGCAAGUGAAAGUGGAGGAAACACCCCGAGGUACUGCAAGACACAACCGUUCUUUGGCAGCAUCUCUCAUCUUGCGAGGCAAAGACUCCUAUUCAGCUGAUCCUGGAAUUUUUCGGGAUCAGAGCCUCUUCACUCCUUGGAUGUCACCUGACAUGGCUUUCAACGUGGCCACGCAACCUCGAUCCUUUAGUGGCUAUGAAAAAAGUGCAGUGUUAGUCAGUAACAGUCGCUCUGCUAUCAGGCCCCUUGAUCAGAUUUUAGAAAAGGCAUGGAACAUGUUUGCCUCUCGGGCCUACGUACACCAGUAUAUACAACGAGGUCUUUCAGAAGAGGAUUUUCUGGAUGCCUUCGUUAUGCUGGAGCAAGUUGUGGCCAGUUACAAAAAACUUUAAUAUUAGAUCAAGAAAAAUAUAAUUAGACUUUUGUUCGCUUUCAUCACAUUUCAGAUUUCUGGUUAGUAUUUAAACGCAAAUGACUAUGCCUAAUAUAUACUGCAUUAUGUUACACCUGUUCCCAGAGAUGUUUAGAGUUUUCACUCACUACUAAUACACGAAGUGCUGGUGAAGUUAUUAUCAUCAAUGGUUCUUUCAGACAGCUGUGCAAGAAAGGGUGAUGAUUCUUUCACUUAUAUUGCUUUUGUUGUUUCUCUUUGAGGAUCUACUUUAGUUUGGUUUUUUUUUUUUACAAAUGAUACACUUGAAAUAUGAUACAAUGCGGGGAAUGAAUGUGUGAUAAAAACAGAAGUGUCUUUCACAGCUGGCUAUACUUAAAUUUUAUUUAAGAUUUUUAUACCUGACAUUUUUUCAAUAUUAUAGAACUCGUGAAUAAAGAAUUUAUUUGUAUGGUCCACAUUACAAAUUAAAAACUAUUUUCUGAUAAGAAAAGAAUAUCAUCUCCUGCUAUAUAUUUCACUCUAUUGUGAAUACUAUUGUGAAGUUCUUUCAGGGGUAAAAUUUAUCUAUACUGUGUAUUUAGGAAAAGUAAUAACUUACUGUGAUAAGUAAUUAGAGUUUAAUUCUUUCUACAUUCUUCUUUGUUUUAUAUAUGUGUAUGUGUGCUAUGAUGAGGCCAAAAACUUUUUGUUCAGCUCUCCCUGAUCCUGGACUCUAAGACCAAACUAAGAAGCCUUGAUGGCACUUUAACGGAUUGUAAAGGCAAAAAUAAAGUUGCUUAAAAUCUCGUAAAGAGUAGGACAGAUGACUGGGAUGUUUAAUUUUUAAUGCACUGUUGGCAUAGUAAAUUUUGCUCUUUGGUAAACAGCUGGGUUGGCCUGUAGCUGGAUGAUGCAUAGAAGUCUGACAAACUCCUUAUUUUAGCCGAUUGCUUCGCAUUAACCAUCAGGCUACGGUGUAGUAGCCUGCGGGGCACCCGGCCUAGUGAAGAGGCGCAAAUCCGAAGAUCACCAAAAAAAAGAACACCGAAGAAUGGGAGAUAACAAGCAAAACUUUUUUAUGUGUCUUACGUCCCUUUGAUUAGUUUAUUCUCUGCCAGUUUGAAUGAGUUGUUUAGUGUGGCGUCUAUGCACGUAGUCAAAAUGCUCAGGUUAUUAGCUUGAGUAUUCUUUUAGUAGCUUAACUAAGUAAAUUGAACAACAUUUUAAUUCAGGUGGACCUUUGAAAACCUUAUCAAAGAGACUGAUAUAAACUUUACACCAAAAUUUGUUUGAUUGUUUUAUGGUUAAUUGCUGUUUAUUCGUUUGUGCUCAGCGCAUUGAGAUCACCUCCACACAAAUUAUUUGUUUUACAAAUCUGAUUAUUAAUAUUUAAGGAAGAGAAAUACAGAGAUAGAAACGACAACAGCAAGAAAUAAACUUUAAAGCUUUACAAGAAUGUAACAAUUGGAAUCUACAACCACCAAGACCAUAAACCAGAGACAGGCUGUAUUGUGGAAUGACAACAUGCUUAAAACGCUGUUUACCUUGCAGAGAUACUAACAAGCCGUAGACAAGUGACUACACCUAUUAGCAGCAUGUAACAGCAGAUAGAAAGACAUCAAUGACAGGAACUCGAAAUCUUUAUGUAACUGAUGCGUGAAUGUAUUUGGAAUGAAGUCGGGUGGUAGUGGUGGUGUCUGUGUAACAAUUGUGUGUAUGACUAAAUAAUAAAUGGAUUGUAAAAGCGUAGGUUUACGAAAGAUUUUAUAGAAAAAGUCGCAUUUACUUACUGGUAUUUCCAGCAAAUUAUUAUUAUUAUUAUUAGUUGAAGAUACACGAUUACGUCCGCAUGCCUAAACAUUCUGUUGGCUGUCGCUCGGGAGUUUACGUCUGACGACGAAAUCAUUUUUAUUUGCCACAACAUUACAGUUCAUGUCGAGGAAAAUAAAGGACUUGUGAACCAAUC